Phyllotreta striolata is the source of this 6195-nucleotide messenger RNA. NCBI's taxonomy places the organism in Eukaryota, Metazoa, Arthropoda, Insecta, Coleoptera, Chrysomelidae. The record is from the annotation of a GenBank genome assembly.
CUUCGACCGUCGCGUAGUGAACGUGCAUGCCAAGCCUUCGAUAUUCGUUUCCGAUUCGCGCCUAACCAGUUGAGUCGAGGUUGAGUUGCGCAGCCGAGCGCGUCGAAUCCCAACGAACCGCCGGCGACGGUUAGGGCGCAGCGUAACGGCCGGACGAACUUAGCGCGCACCCCCCGUAAACCCGGGGGAAGGAUUUAUUCGUUACUUUCAUGGAUGCGUUUCGUCGGUGAAUUCGGCGAAUUGUUUGCGACAUGCGGUUGACGUGCUUUGCCCGUUGUCACCUAGUGAUCGUUGUGAUUGUUUCAGUGUCGCGAGUUGUGGCUGAGGAGAUCAGGAAGGAUACGAGGGAGACCGAAGAUGUUAGGCUGGAGUGCAGGUUCCAGCUGCAGUCCGUGCGGGACACGAUGACCUAUUAUUGGGUGAAGGAUAACAAGCUGGGGCACGAUAACGUCGCCAUCGGGAGCGUCCCGCUGGAUGCCAAUUAUAGGCUCAACUACAAGGUGGACAAGGGCAUAUACGACCUGUUGAUUUCUAACGCUAGUUACGACAGAGACAACGGCAGAUUCGAGUGCAAAGUCAAAGCCGGAGGAUCCGGUACGAAUCUGCACGUGCAAAAGUACGCUUUGACGGUACUUACGCUGCCCCAACAACCCGAAAUUUCGCCUAGCUCUUUCAUCACCGUCACCGAAGGGAAGAAACAGGAGAUAACGUGCUCGAGCAUCGGCGGAUCGCCGGACCCGGAAGUCAAAUGGUACAGAGAAGGUGGAACAUACCCUCUGCCGACGGCGUUGAGGCACGGCGGCUCCAAGGAUCAGCCCACCACCUCCACCCUCGUCAUCAACCCCACGAAAGACGACGACGAGGCGGUUUUCCGAUGCGAAGUCUGGAACAGGGCGCUUCCCACCGGCAGCAAAUUAGUCUCGAAGAUGGUGCUCAGCGUUAACUAUUUUCCACGUGUCCAAGUAGGGCCGGAAAAUCCCCUUCGAGUCGAAAAGGAUUCCCAAGCCACCCUUCGGUGCUCCGUCGACGCCAAGCCCAAAGUUACGACUAUACGAUGGACGAGAAACAACAGAUUCAUAAGUUCGGCGUUCAAUCACACGAUACAUCGCGUAAGCAUCCAGGACGCUGGAAAAUACACCUGCGAGGCGGACAACGAAUUAGGCAAAGCGGGUUCCAAAGAAUUGACUUUAGACGUACUGUACACGCCGAUGGUGACGAUUGGAUCCAAAACCAAAGAAGCGGAAGAGGGCGAGUUGAUCAUCAUCCCGUGCAACGUGAGCGCCAAUCCGCUACCAUCGAUAGUAGAAUGGGUGAAGGAAGGCAAACCCGAUUUCCGGCAAAACGGCGACACUCUAACCAUAGCGCAAGUUAAAGCCGAGCAUUCCGGCACUUACAUGUGCAGAGCCGUCAACGUGAUCACCCCCAGCGCCCCGCCGUUGCGCUCCUACGAGAAAAUCGGCAACGCUUCCAUCGCUCUGCUGGUGCGACAUCGUCCCGGCCGAGCCAGGAUCAUGCCGGACAAACCCAUCGCCACCGAAGGCUCCUCGGUCAGCCUGACCUGCACGACCUCCCCGCCCGGCUGGCCGGCUCCGCAAUUCCGCUGGUUUAAAAUAGGCGCCGACGGAGAGUCGACGAUCCUCGCCACCGGCCCUAAAUACACCAUACACAACGCCAAUCUGGCCACCGAAGGCGUCUUCAAUUGCCAGGCCACCAACGAGCUGGGCCCCAGCGAAGUGGCGUCGGCGGAUUUGGAGGUGUACGUUCCUCCCAGUUUCAAAAGCAAGCUGAAGCCGCUGGAGGUGAAGCGCGUGAGGGAGAGCAACUUCGUGAUAGCCUGCAGCGCCCGAAGUAAACCCAAGCCGAUGGUGAAGUGGCUGAAAGACGGAGAGGAACUCACGGCCGAUGUGAAUAUGUUCGAACUGAGGACGGAUUAUUUGGAAACCAGUAACCGAGCCGUGAGCGUUCAAAGCGUGCUGAAGUUCUCCGGAAAGGCCAGACCGAAGGGGAACCAAUUGGUUCCGUCAGAUAAAGGAGUGUACACUUGCGUGUUCGAGAACGAGGUGAAGAAAUCCGAAUCGACGAUGCAUUUGAAAAUAGAACACGAACCGAUCGUACUGCACCACUUCAACAAAGUAGCGUACGACGUCGGCGAGAGAGCAGAGGUCGUUUGUAAAGUCCAGGCCUUCCCCAAGCCCGAAUUCAAAUGGUUCUUCUCGUCGAACGUCAACCCCUUGCACUCCUCCACCGAAGGGCACUACGUCAUACGCACCAGCAACGAGGAGGACGUGUACACGAGCGUCCUCCGCAUAUCGAACAUGCGGAAGGUCGAUUACGGCGACUACACGUGCCACGUCGUCAACAGCAUCGGCACCACGGAGACGAAAAUCAAAUUGCAAUCGAAGGGACCGCCGGAGAAGCCCACCAAGGCGGUGGCCCUGCACCACGGCCACAACUUCGUCACCCUCGGCUGGGAGCCCGGCUUCAACGGCGGCAUCGCCAACACCAAGUAUUUCGUUUCGUACAGGAAAGUGGCCAGCGAAAGCGACACCGCCGUCGAAGGUUGCAGCAAUAACGCGCGGUCGGGCGACUGGAACGAAGUGGAUUGCCACCAAAGCGUGCCGUGCAACAUAUCUCACCUGGAACAAUACCAAAGCUAUCUGUUCAAGGUAAAAGCCGUCAACACGAAGGGGGUGAGCGAUAAUUCUCAAGAAAUUCGCGAUAGAACCACCGUAGCCGUGAUACCGGUGCCGCAAGGCGUGGAAUACGAUAAAAACGCCAACGUUGUGUCCAUAAACGUGCCGGCCACUUGCUUGCCUUUGAUAGCCGUCGUGGAAGCCGUCAGCAACGAACAUCAUUCUAUUACCGCUUGGCAGGUCAUAGAUACUAUAGAACUCCACGUGUCUGGAGUAGAAGCCACUUACAAAGACAAGGAUUUGCAUCAAGUAGGCUACGUGCAUUACAGGGGGAAAGCGUUAGUCGACGAGCCUAUUGGAGUAAACGACGAAGAAACGCCUAAAAUUAGGGUGAAAUUGUGCCUGCAAACGCACCCCGAACACUGCGGAGAAUUCAUUGAUGCGAUAUAUGGUAGUGGUUUCAUUAGAGAAGCAUCUGCGUUAGGAACACCAGCUAUAGUCGCUAUAAUCGUGACGUUCGUCAUAUUGGGACUUUUGAUAAGCUUCAUACUUGCGUUCUACAAGUGCAAGAAGACGCAAUCUAUCAAAUCGCGACAAGCCAAAGAAUACGAAAUGGAUUCCGAACCGACGAUUUUAUCGCAACAAAACCAAGGACCGCCGCCGUAUUCUCCCUCCACCGGCAUGGAUAAUAAAGCGCUAGAGCAUUCGUUAGACUUGGCUCUGGCGCUCGAAGAACAGAAAUCCGUAUACGCCACGCAAAACGGGUACGGAUACCACGUUGGAAACGUCGACAUUCAUUCUAGGCAGAUUAUAAACAACCCUGACUGGGCCAAUAUGGGCUACAUCGAGAACAGCUACUCCAAUUCGAACAACGGCGGCAGCGUGAAUUCGCAGGACUCCCUGUGGCAGAUGAAGAUGGCGGCGGCUUCGACGAAUUCGAACAAUCAACUGCAACAGCACCAGAUGAACGUGGACAGGCAGAACACCUAUGGAUACGAUCCGAUCACGCACGGGGGCUACGGAGCGGUCGACGAUUACGCCCCCUACCCGCACAUAACCACGCAAAGCAACCACGGCGACGAGUACAUGAGAAGCAGCAACAAUCCGUCCAGACAGGACUACUGCAGCGACCCGUACGCUUCGGUGCACAAACCAAAGAAGCGGAUUGAACAGCACAUAGAUUCUCCUUACCACGACGUCAGCGGCUUGCCGGAUCCGUAUUUGGAGCAAAUGGAGGAGGAGAAGCCGCCGCAGCACAUGUCUUUGAAUUACGAGGAGAGCUUGGAGAGCGGUUAUUCGACGCCGAAUUCGAGAACGAGGCGAGUAAUCCGAGAAAUAAUCGUGUAAACACGUCACGACUGGUGUUUUGCUGAUACCCACUUCACUUACCAGCAUGUUCCCCUUGAUUAUUUCGUCUUAUGUCAAAUGUUAUCUUCUUGAGUACCUGACGGACUUAUCGUCUAAGUGUUGCUGAGUUACCCUCCAUUUCACAGGUCUGUUUACACCUUUUCUCGCCCUCCCCCACACACGGAAAAUACAGUUAUUUACUGGAUUUCUGACGCAUACCUACUUGCUGGGUUCGAUGGAAUGCUUAUAUGUCAAAAAAAUAAUCAAUUUAAAUAAUAUAACUGGCUGUUCAAUGUUAUUAAUGUGCAAAAUAUUCACAAUAUUUACAGGGUAAUAAUUAAUGUGUUUAAAAAAGUAUAAAUCUUAGAUGUUACCUAAAAAGCCUGAAUGAACUCGAUAAAUGUUUCCCCUUGCCCUUGCUCUUUUUCUCAUCGAUAUUCAGCAUUUGCUGUCUUUCUAAAGAUCAUGUUUGAAUUUAGACAAAUAAUUUAAUAGUAUACUACUGAAAAAAGGUCUCAUUUAGCGGAUAUGCUAAAUGAAAUAUUGUCAUUUGAAUUGAUUCGUAAAUUUGUUCAUCCCAAUGAAGAUGACUAGUGGCAUAAUCACAUAUCAGAGUCGUGAUUCCUGUAAUAAUAUUGUUAUAUAAAUUAACGUCGAAAAUAUUCGGUUAAUGUUAUUUAUAUUUUAUAAAGUGUAUUUUUAUAUUUGUGUAUUAUAAAGUAUAUUAUUAAAUUAUGAAAAGGUGGCAAAUAAUACUAUAUAAAAGUAUAAUAUAUGUUGCUUGAUAUAAUGUGCAUAUUCACUCGAAUCGGUAACACACAACACUAUUCCAAUUUAGUUUGUAUUAAAUUACGGAUAAAUAAUAGGAUAUGGAAGGAAUUAUUAGCUAUUACUUAUCCUUAAUGAAAACAAUUCGUUUUAAGUCACUUAUUGCCAUUUUUUUAAUAUGAGGCUGAUAUAACGAAGAACAAUUUUAUAAUAAAAUGUGAUUUAAAUUGCAAUACGCGUUUCUUACGCUCUCUAUUAUUGUAAAUUGUUAAGAUAUAUUUGUUGUGUUAUUUUCGUCUAUAUUUUUCGCAUUCUUUUCGUUGUAAUUUCCGUGUGCUAUGUUUUUGUGUGCCGAAAGUACACACGUAUGUGCCAAAUGAAAAUAACACAAUUGAUUUUUCGAUUACAUAAGCUUAAUUUAUGUACUUAAUGUGUUGAAAAGAUAUGGAACUUUAUUAUCAUCUAUUUAUAUGAAAAUUAGAAAUCGAAUAAGUCAAAUCGGCUAUUUUUGAAAAGCGCAAGUAAUCCAAAGAAUGAUUAACAAAUUAUUUAAUCGUGUAUUAAUUUAAAUGUGUAUUAUAAUAAAUAUUUAAUUUGGAUAACAGCGGAUUUGACGAACAAAAACAAAUAACGAUUGACGUUAAUGAAUAACGUUUCGUUAUGAAUUAUAAAUGUGAUCUCAAAUAAAACUACUUAGAAAUUAGGUAUAUCUUUCAAAUUGCAACGAUUAAUCGAUAUAUAAUUUAAGUAAUUAUUUUUGUAAUUUAUUAUGUUGCAUUUGAAAGAUAUACGAUAUUUCUAGAAGACUAAAAUAAAACGUUAUAUAGAGAAUAUUUUAUAUGAUAUUAAAAGAGAGCGCAAAUAUUUUGUUUUUUUGUUAUUAAUUAGUUUUUUAAUUGUACAUGAUUUUUGUAUAUACAAAUCUGACAAGACUAUUUUCUUUGUAUUAUUAAGGUUUAGCUAUGAUAUUAAGAUAUACAGACUGUUCUAAUGUGAAAUUAAUGUAACGAAAGAGAUGUUUUAUUGAAUGUUCAGGAAUAGAUGUUCAUUCAAUGUUCAGAAUAGAGAGGGCCGAGCCGAAGGGCCGAUUUCGAUUUUAGGGUCCUUCAUGGCGUUUUUAUCUCUCUAUUUUCCUCUUUCAAAACAUAUAAACGUUGGAAUUUAAAUAUAUGGGAUAGGUAAGUUCAGUAAUAUAAGAUCAAAGCCACAAGAAACUUUACUCUUAUGUAGGUGAACUUAACUAUACAGAAUAGGGUGUCCCUGAAGUUCGUGCUUUAAAUUUAAGAUUUCAUAAAAUCAAGUAAAAAUAUUAGAUCAUUUUUUUAUGAUUAACUAACACUAUUUUUAUCUGAUCUUUUGAAUAAAAAAAUUUGAAACACAAACUUCUGCGACGCCUUGGAUAUUUUAUUUGUAAAUAUAUACUGUAAUGGAUGCACUUUCAUUUGUA